AUGCGGAAAGCGCCUCCUCCAGAUCCGUUUGAGGCUGGCCUCGUUCAUCCCUCUGACGAUGAAGAUGUGUGGUUUCUUCACCAGGCUUUGUUACGACGGAAGGAGGGUAAACUUACUGAAGAGCCGAUUGAGGACGAGAAGCCCGCCAAGAAGCGUCAUCCCGCCAUUCGAGUUCAUGUGACAGGAUCCGCGAGAACGGAAGGGUAUUAUAAGAUACCCGAUGCCGUUAAGUCCAUUUAUGUCGCGUCUCGCAACAGGGCGACAGUGGCAGUUGAUGAAGCCGCAAACUCGAAGAUCGUUCAGCCUGUGGGCGCUUCUUCGCGUUCGACCCGCAUCGACUCCCGCAAGUUGGCGAGAGGGAUGGAACAAGCGAACAAGUAUCUCAAUCUAAAUGCCGACGCGCAAGAGCAGUCUACACUUAAGCUCAAGUUCAAUCAGCUUAAGACUCGGAAGAAACAACUCAAGUUUUCGCGUAGUCCAAUUCAUGAUUGGGGCUUAUAUGCUAUGGAACCGAUCUCUCAAGGGGAGAUGGUUAUUGAAUAUGUUGGGGAACUUAUUCGCCAGCAGGUUGCCGAUAAACGCGAGAAAUACUACGAGCGCAUGGGUAUUGGGAGCAGUUAUCUAUUCCGAGUCGAUGACGAUGCUGUCGUGGAUGCUACAAAAAAGGGCAACUUAGGACGAUUGAUUAAUCACUGUUGUACACCUAAUUGUACAGCUAAAAUUAUCACGAUCAAUGGCGAGAAGAAGAUUGUUAUAUAUGCCAAGACGAACAUAGAGCCAGGAGACGAAAUCACUUACGAUUAUCAUUUCCCCAUUGAACAAGAAAAGAUUGUUUGCUUAUGCGGUUCUUCCAAGUGCCGUGGUUAUCUCAACUAG
Cantharellus anzutake is the source of this 876-nucleotide messenger RNA. RefSeq lists its product as uncharacterized. Gene Ontology annotation, cellular component: Set1C/COMPASS complex. The transcript has 4 exons. Bases 1 to 876 code for a protein of 291 amino acids. Gene Ontology annotation, molecular function: protein binding; histone H3K4 methyltransferase activity. The record is from RefSeq and is a predicted model, not a curated record. Lineage: Eukaryota; Fungi; Basidiomycota; Agaricomycetes; Cantharellales; Hydnaceae.